This is a messenger RNA of Porites lobata, 366 nucleotides long. The record is from the annotation of a GenBank genome assembly. Lineage: Eukaryota; Metazoa; Cnidaria; Anthozoa; Scleractinia; Poritidae.
AUGUCUCCUAUUUUGCAUUUUAAUUUUGUCUCAAAAUUGUAUAGUGGAAGUAUCAGUGACAAGGAGAUUGUAAAUGUCAGUGGUUUCCUUGACAAACUGAACCCGGGCGAUGCUGUAAUGGCUGACAAGGGCUUCAACAUUCAAGAUCUUUUGGCUUUACAUGAUACUGUACUCAUUGCACCCCCAAUGAUGCGCAAGAGUAAUGUAUCUGCACGAGCAUCAACUGCCACAAGGCGAGUUGCAACCUCAAGGGUUCAUAUUGAGCGCAUGAUCAGGCGACUGAAAUUGUUUAACUUCCUUAGAGGGGUUAUUCCUCUUACAUGUAAACCAUAUGUUAGUUCUGCCGUUACUGUCUGUGCUAUACUG